Molecule: messenger RNA, 492 nt
Organism: Linum trigynum
Lineage: Eukaryota; Viridiplantae; Streptophyta; Magnoliopsida; Malpighiales; Linaceae
Source: the annotation of a GenBank genome assembly
AUGGCACCCAUCGCCGCCGGUGACUCCUUGCCUGACGGAACCCUCGCUCACUUCGACGAGAACGAUCAGCUCCAGCAGGUCUCCAUCCACUCCCUCGCCAAAGGCAAGAAGGUCGUCAUCGUCGGCGUUCCCGGUGCUUUCACCCCCACUUGCAGCUUGAAGCAUGUUCCUGGGUUCAUCGAGAGAGCAGAGGAUCUCAGAGCCAAAGGCGUCGCUGAGAUCAUCACUAUUAGCGUGAAUGACCCAUUUGUGAUGAAAGCUUGGGCCAAAACCUACCCGGAGAACAAGCACGUGAAGUUCUUGGCCGAUGGGUCAGCAACUUACACCCACGCGCUGGGCCUCGAGCUCGAUCUCAAGGAGAAGGGUCUCGGAAUCAGGUCGAGGAGGUUCGCUCUGUUGGUGGACGACCUCAAGGUGAAGGCUGCCAACAUUGAAGAAGGUGGUGAAUUCACUGUUUCCAGUGUUGAUGAGAUCAUCAAGGCCCUUGAUUGA